CAGAGAAUCAACUGGCAUACGUUAUAGACGUUGGUAGAUCCAGCAUGAAAUUCGCAACUCUAUUUGUACUUGGGCUGCUGCUAGCCACGGCCCUGCUCUGCGAGGGCCAGAGCCAAGCUGGCAAGACCAAGACCAAGUCCAAGUCAAAGAACAAGACAAAGCCCACCGUCGCCCCGCAGGUGGAGAAACAGCUGCUGCUGAAAGCUGAGCCGUGCUCGGCAGCCAAAUGCAAAUUGCCCGACUGCCGUUGCUCAGAUGCGACAUUGCCGAAACCCAAAUUCAAGGGCAAGGAGCAAGAGAUUCCCCAGUUUGUUACCAUCACCUUUGACGACGCAGUGAAUGCUGUGAACUACGCCCAAUAUGAGCUGCUCUUCAGUGGUCUGGUCAAUCCCGAUGGCUGCGCCGCGACGGGCACCUUCUUCGUGUCGCACGAGUACACGGACUACGUGCGCGUGAAUGCCCUGUACAAUGCGGGUCACGAGAUAGCCCUGCACUCGGUGACCCACGGCGACGGCACCGACUAUUGGCGCGAGGCGGAUGUGGAGACGAUUGAGCGCGAGUUUGGGGCGCAGCUGCAGAUGCUGGAGGCGUUCGCCAAGGUGGAUCCAAAGAGGGUGCACGGCGUGCGUCUGCCCUUCCUGCAGAUCUCUGGCAACAACAGCUUUGAGGCGAUCAAGAAUCUGGGCCUGACCUACGACAGCUCCUGGCCGACGCAGCAGCACAAGAAUCCAGCCAUGUGGCCCUACACACUGGACUUUCUGUCCACACAGGACUGCCAGAUCGGCCCGUGCCCAGAUGCGGCGCUGCCCGGCGUUUGGGUCAACCCCAUGGUCACGUGGACGGACACCGAGGGCUACAGCUGCUCGAUGAUCGACGCCUGCGCCUUUCCGCCCGCGGACGAUGUGGACGCCCUGUUCGAGUGGAUGCUGGAGAACUUCAAUCGCCACUACAAGGGCAACCGGGCGCCAUUCGGCAUGUAUCUGCAUGCAGCUUGGUUUUCACGCGGCCGCAACUACUUUGCCGCCUUCAAGAAGUUCAUGCAGCACUUGACCACCUAUCCGGACGUGUACAUGACGAGCGUGUCCCGCAUGCUGGAGUACGUGAGGAAGCCAGUGCUCGGACGGCCCUUCAAGAGCUGCGAGAAGACGCCCAAAACCACUUGCCAGGCCGUGCACUGCAACGUCCAGAAGACCUCCACCGCCGAGACGCGCUACAUGAGCGUCUGCGACAAGUGCCCCACUGUCUAUCCCUGGCUAAACAAUCCGCUGGGCCGGGACAUGUAAAUGUUGCACACCCAAUAAACACCGCAUGCUAUAAUGAA
Messenger RNA from Drosophila navojoa, 1321 nucleotides. RefSeq names its product Chitin deacetylase-like 9 (gene Cda9). Gene Ontology annotation, molecular function: hydrolase activity, acting on carbon-nitrogen (but not peptide) bonds. NCBI's taxonomy places the organism in Eukaryota, Metazoa, Arthropoda, Insecta, Diptera, Drosophilidae. The record is from RefSeq and is a predicted model, not a curated record. Gene Ontology annotation, biological process: carbohydrate metabolic process.